Molecule: messenger RNA, 1347 nt
Organism: Fusarium coffeatum
Lineage: Eukaryota; Fungi; Ascomycota; Sordariomycetes; Hypocreales; Nectriaceae
Exons: 4
Coding region: 1-1347 (448 amino acids)
Cellular component (GO): fungal-type cell wall
Source: RefSeq, a predicted model, not a curated record
AUGAAGCUUCAAAACGUUUCCCUGCUGGCUUACAGUGGCCUUGCCUCGGCCACUCUCACUCAACAAUGUACCGGCAAUGCCGUCAACGAGGGCGGUAACUGGUUCUGUGGUGCUAUCGAGGAGAUCCUCUACCAGGGAUUCUCUGGAAAGGGUAGCUACCAGGCUGUGAGCAAGAUGGGUUCUGAUGGAUCUUGCCAGAGAGAGUCUGUCUCUUAUGAUGGCGCUCUCGGACCUCUGAGCGAGGAUCUUUCUGUUCAUAUUCGAGGCCCCUUCAAGCUCAAGGAGUUUGCCGUCUACAACCUCGACUCCAGCAAGAAGAAGCGUGACACCGAGACUGUCCCCUCUCCUCACCUCCACGGCCAUCGUCAUCUCCACGAGCAGCGCAAGAAGCGUGAAGAGUGGGUUACUGCUACUAUUGACGGAAAGGUCGUGUCCUGGAAGAACAACUGGUUCGGACCAUCUGCUACUCAAGCUGCUCCUGCUGUCGUUGGUGCCCCUUCCGACAAGGCAAAGAAGCCUGAAAAGACCGAGAAGAAGCCUCUCAAGGCCAGCUCGCACUCCGCUGUGAGCUCCAAGAAGGAAGGAAGUGCUAAGACAAACUCCUACUCUGGUUCUUCCGGUGGACACUGGAAGCGUACUGCUUACUACAACUCUCAGCGACGAGUUGCUGAUAAUGUCAUGUUCUUGGGCAACUAUGGUGGUGAAGGAUCCGGUGUCUUUGACAACACCUGGGGCAACUCUCUUUCUUACCUCAACGCCAAAGGAACCGGUGGCUCUUCUUCUUCCAAGGUUCUGAAGGAUGUCUACAUCCCUUCAAACAAGGAGUUCUCCAUCUGGAGUGCCGAGAAGUGCGACAAGAGCUGUGGUUACGCUCGCGCCAAAGAUGUCGCAUACAAGGGCUUCUCCGGUUCCAACAAGAUCUUCCUCUUCCAGUUCAUGAUGCCCAUGGACGGCGACAAGGGUUUCAACGGCGACAUGCCCGCUCUCUGGGCCCUUAACGGCCGCAUCCCCCGUACCGGCCAAUACAGCGAGUGCAGCUGCUGGAAGACUGGCUGCGGUGAGGUCGAUAUCUACGAAGUCCUCGCUUCAGGCGAUGACAAGUGCAAGAGCACUUUCCACAUGAACAACGGCGCUGGAAGCUCUGACUACUUCAAGCGUCCCACUGACAAGUACAUCAAGGUUGCUGUUGUUUUCUGUGAGCGAACUUCAAGCGUUGCUAUUAAGCAGCUGUCUGAUAACUUUGACUUUGGCUCGUCGCUGAGUGAUGAGACUGUCAAGUCUUGGGUUAAGGAUAUGUCUUCUCCCAAGAAGGGCAGCAGCUUGUUCCAGCUUUCUGCUUCUCUGUAG